Messenger RNA from Onychomys torridus (southern grasshopper mouse), 1644 nucleotides. RefSeq names its product ORAI calcium release-activated calcium modulator 2 (gene Orai2). Gene Ontology annotation, cellular component: membrane. The record is from RefSeq and is a predicted model, not a curated record. The transcript is spliced from 3 exons. Gene Ontology annotation, molecular function: store-operated calcium channel activity. NCBI's taxonomy places the organism in Eukaryota, Metazoa, Chordata, Mammalia, Rodentia, Cricetidae. The coding region runs from base 231 to 983 and encodes 250 amino acids. Gene Ontology annotation, biological process: store-operated calcium entry.
GGCACAACCUGGGUAACCCAGGAUGUAGCCAAGCUGAGGCUUCGUUGCACCCCUCUACCCGCUCUGCAGUGUUCUCGCCCUGUCCCCACCUCGCCAUGCUGCCAGCGACAGAUUCUGGGCAUCCCCACGCUCUCCCACGCUCUGACCCACCCACCUGGGCCCCACGGGGAUGACAGCACUUCGCUGGGGCGAAGACCCCCUAGAUCUUGGAGGAGAGCCCGGUUCCCACCAUGAGUGCGGAGCUCAAUGUGCCCAUGGACCCCUCCAACCCUGCCUGCCCCGAGCCCGGCCACAAGGGCAUGGAUUACCGAGACUGGGUCCGACGCAGCUACCUGGAGCUGGUCACCUCCAACCACCAUUCGGUGCAGGCGCUGUCCUGGAGAAAGCUGUACCUGAGCAGGGCCAAGCUGAAGGCCUCCAGCCGGACCUCCGCCCUCCUCUCCGGCUUCGCCAUGGUAGCCAUGGUGGAGGUGCAGCUGGAGACGCAGUACCAGUACCCACAGCCCCUGCUCAUCGCCUUCAGCGCCUGCACCACGGUGCUGGUGGCGGUGCACCUGUUCGCUCUGCUCAUCAGCACGUGCAUCCUGCCCAACGUGGAAGCCGUGAGCAACAUCCACAACCUCAACUCCAUCAGCGAGUCCCCGCACGAGCGCAUGCACCCUUACAUUGAGCUCGCCUGGGGCUUCUCAACCGUGCUGGGCAUCCUGCUCUUCCUGGCCGAGGUGGUACUGCUCUGCUGGAUCAAGUUCCUCCCCGUGGACGCCUGGGCCCAGCCGGGCUCCGGCAGGUACACAGGCUGGCAGGCCGCGCUGGUGUCCACCAUCAUCAUGGUGCCGGUGGGCCUCAUCUUCGUGGUGUUCACUAUUCACUUCUACCGUUCCCUGGUGCGGCAUAAGACCGAACGCCACAACCGGGAGAUCGAGGAGUUGCACAAGCUCAAAGUGCAGCUGGAUGGGCACGAGAGAAGCCUGCAGGUGGUGUGAGCGAGGCGUGCACGGUUUGGCACAGCCUGCAGGAGAGUGACCCUCAGUCGGUGGGUGUUGGCCACCGCGCUGCUGGUAGGAGUAGCCGAGGGGGCUGCCAGACCAACCCUGGCUUCGUGAGAACCACUCACUACGGCUGCGUCACAAGAGCCCCAGUGGGGCUUGCUAAGCAGACAUCACAGAAGCUGCCCCGCCCGAUACUUCCAUACUCCUCAGAGGAAAAGAGUCUAAAGGCGUGAGAAUCCCAACCAUUGUAUCACAGAGGCCAGAGGAAGAAACAUGAUCCCAUGGCCCUGGGGAUGGCCUGGAUCAGGGACAAGCUGGAAACACCUUGUCCUGGGAAGGUCAUGGUAGAUCUCGGACAUCUGGACCUGGUGAUUGGCAGGGCAGGACUGAAGUCCCAAGGCUGCCUGGAGGGCCGGGGCUCCAUUAGUUGCUUGCCUAGUGUGCAGGAAGCCCUGGGUUUGAUCCCAGCACUACAUACACCAGGUGUGAUCAACCCAGUUCUAGGGAGGCGGAGGCAGGAGGAUCAGGAGUUCGAAGUCGUCCUCCGCUACAUGGUGAGUUUGAGGCCUUGUGAGACACUGUCAAACAACACGCGCAUGCAUGCCCGUGAAAACACACACACACACACACACACACACACACACACACAUAAAGA